AUGACAUCCGCUGCCAAAAGGGUGCCCAUUCCCAAAAAUGGCGUCGACUACAGAGGCAAAAUCGUCCUCGCACCUAUGGUCCGCAGUGGCGAGUGUCCUUCACGGCUGCUGGCGCUGAAAUACGGCGCUGACCUGGUCUGGGGACCGGAGACCAUCGACAAGGCUCUCAUCGGCACCACACGGCACGAAAAUCCCAUCACAAAGACAAUCGACUUUACGAGGAUAUCAUCAAAUGGAGCGAAGAACCCUUCCCUCACUCCCGAGCAGAGGGAAAGCAUCAUCUACCGAAUGCAUCCGGAGCGCGAGGGACGAAAGUUGAUAUAUCAGAUUGGAACUGCGAACCCAGAUACCGCGGUCGAGGCAGCAAAGUUGAUCGCGCCACAUGUAGCCGGCAUCGAUGUCAAUGCGGGAUGUCCAAAACCUUUCAGCACCAGUGGCGGUAUGGGUGCAGCAUUGCUAAAGACUCCCGAGAAGCUAUGCUCAAUCCUACGGGCACUGGUGAAGGAUGUAGGUGAGCCAUUCGAGAUUGGCAUUAGCGUCAAGAUCCGCAUCCUGGACACUGCAGAAGAGACUGCCACAUUGGUCAAGCAACUUGUCGCAACAGGCAUCACUGGCCUGACCGUUCACUGCCGCACAACACCGAUGCGACCACGCGAGCGAGCGAUCCGCGACGAGCGCCUCAAAAUGGUGGUCGAAAUUUGCCACGACGCCGGGAUCGCCUGUGUUAUGAAUGGCGACGUCUACAGCCGCGACGAAGCCCUCGAGUUGAUGAAAGAGUUCGGCGCGGACGGAGCUAUGAUUGCCACAGCCGCUGAGACCAAUCCGUCCGUGUUCCGUCCACAGGCUGAAGGCGGGAAAGCUGAGUGGGAAGAAGUCGUCAAGGAGUAUGUCAAGACCUCGCUGGAAGUGGACAAUCGAUGGGGUAACACGAAGUACUUGCUCGGACAGAUGAUUCCGGGUAAGAACAAGGCUUACAAAGGCAUGAUGGCGACGAAGAGCUAUAGCAGUCUGGUCAAAGUCUUGGGGUAUGAGGACCUCGAGACCUUGGCCAAAGAAGUCGACGCGAGACUCGAGAUUGGCGCUUUCGAGAAGCCGAAACUGACCAAGGCGGAAAAGAAGGCGGCGAACAAGGCCUUGGCGAAGCAGAACGGAGAUGAGAAGCCCGAGGAGAAAGCGGAGCCGACACGACCACUUUCUACUACCGCGGCGGGCAUCAAGAGGAAAGCCGAGGAAGCCGAACUGGACAUGCCUCCGGAUGUCGCUCUGCAGCGGGCGCCGGGAAGUGUGUCGGAGCAUGUCUCGCAGUUGGCUGUUUAA
Zymoseptoria tritici IPO323 is the source of this 1317-nucleotide messenger RNA. RefSeq lists its product as uncharacterized. Bases 1 to 1317 code for a protein of 438 amino acids. Gene Ontology annotation, cellular component: cytoplasm. The record is from RefSeq and is a predicted model, not a curated record. Lineage: Eukaryota; Fungi; Ascomycota; Dothideomycetes; Mycosphaerellales; Mycosphaerellaceae. The transcript has a single exon. Gene Ontology annotation, molecular function: tRNA dihydrouridine synthase activity; flavin adenine dinucleotide binding. Gene Ontology annotation, biological process: tRNA dihydrouridine synthesis.